Pichia membranifaciens NRRL Y-2026 is the source of this 2811-nucleotide messenger RNA. RefSeq lists its product as hypothetical. Gene Ontology annotation, cellular component: Golgi apparatus. Gene Ontology annotation, biological process: protein O-linked glycosylation. Lineage: Eukaryota; Fungi; Ascomycota; Pichiomycetes; Pichiales; Pichiaceae. The transcript has a single exon. The record is from RefSeq and is a predicted model, not a curated record. The coding region runs from base 84 to 2561 and encodes 825 amino acids. Gene Ontology annotation, molecular function: alpha-1,3-mannosyltransferase activity.
CUUGUCUAUCGCAUUGGUAGAGUCAAAUUAGUUAUUUGAAGUACUGACUGCCUCCACAAUCUUCAAACACUGGUCAAUUCUCCAUGAUUUUGGCAAGGAAUAAGUACGUGUGGAGGUUAUAUAAUCUGUUCCGCAAAUACCGGAGGUUCAUAGUCUUCACUCUAUUUGCCUUCAUAUCGGUCAACACCUUCCUAUACACCUUCCCGUCUGCACCAGAGUUUCCUGAAAUCUAUGAAGGGACAUUCAGAGGAAAGUAUUUAAAGACUAUCAGAAGCGCAGAUGACUUGAAAACAGACAACUUUUACACAAAGUGGUCUCUCAUCGGGUACCUCGAUGAUUUGGUAAAUGAGCCAAUCCAGAACCAGACGUUCCACAAUUCUGUGGAUCCGUUUUCAGUGCUUGACUCUUAUGAAACCAACAAUGAGUCUUUUGUCUACCAGCAGCUCCCGCUAUGGGACAGAAUAAACUUUUAUGCCGAUACGAUUUUACCGGAAUCAAACUUCACAUUCAGAGCUAUACAGGACAUCAUAUAUAAGGACGCAUAUUACAGCAAGAAAUUUAUCAACACGAGGUUGAAGAAAUGGUUGAAAAUUAAAGAGCAUUUGACCGAAAAGGAACAGGAACAGCUUGAUAUCAACGACGACUGGUUCGAAAAUGUCGUCAUCCAACUAAGAGAAAAGAAAUUGGAGCACAAUCAAAUAUCAGCCACCGAGAUCAAACAUUCUUUGAGACACUUCAAACUUUUUUCCAACUUGUUUCUGAAAACAGAGAAUGACGCUGAGCUCAUCAACUCUCCCCAGGCCCCCGAAUACGCCAAACAAUGUUCAGCUAUCUCCAAAAAACUAUUUCCAUGGUUAACUGGUGAGACUCCAAAGUUUAGAUCAUAUGAUAAAAAAUUGGUGGAAAAGAAGAUUGAUCCUUAUUCAGACGCCAAUUCUCAACUAGCAAACAAUUGUUUUAUCAAAAUGUUGCAGUCCAAGAUGAAGGGUAGAGGCAUUGUCUUCACCACUAAUGAUUCACUGGUACCAGAGUUAGCUGCCAUAUUAUCAAUUUUAAGAUUAACAGGUAACACAUACCCUAUUCAGAUUUUCCAUAAUAAUGAUUUAUCAAUUGAGUCGAUCAAAAUCAUUAACAACAUUGCCAACGAUCCAAUCAUGAAGUUACCAAAAUCUAUACCAGAAUUCAAAGUGCCUAAGAAGCCUGUGACUCUAGAUAUCACAUAUGUUGAUGUUUCAAACACCAUUUCAUUUACAUUUAAGAAAUACUAUUCCCAUUUUGGUAUGAAACUCCUCGCCUAUUUGUUUAACAGUUUUGAGGAAAUGAUCAUGUUGGAUACAGACACUGUUAUAGUGGAGCCUUUGGAGACAUUUUUCAGUUCACCAGAGUACCUCCAAAAUCAUGCCUACUUUUUCAAAGACAGAGAUGCAAACUCGUUUUUGUACGAAGGGAUUGUCGAUUAUUUUAAGUCGUAUUUGAAUUAUGAUCACGAAAUGCAUUAUUUAGGCUUACCUAAAGUUGACGAUAAAGUGUUGAAUAACAGAUUCUUUGGCGGAAUGGCAAGACAUUUUAUGGAGUCAGGCUUAUUUGUUAUUAAUAAGAAAGAAAAAUUUGAUGGUGUUGUUGCUUCUCUUUUGUUACAGAUGUUCAAGCUAUUUUCUGGAUCAUUACAUGGUGAAAAAGAGUUUAUAUGGCUUGGUCAAGAGAUAAUGGGACAGCCAUAUGCCUUCAAUUCUAAUCCUGCAAUCGCAAUUGGAGAACUUUCCCCUGACAAAGGACUGGUCAGUCAUGAAUUAUGUUCAACUCACCCGGCUCAUAUCACAAAAGAUUAUAACUUAUUAUGGUUUAAUUCUGGAUUCUUGACAUGUAAAAAGCCAGAGUCAUAUUAUAAAGAUAUCAAUUACGAGAGAAACCAGCAAAAAUCAUUGAUUGAGCUUAAGAAGGAAUAUCUAUCUCCACUACAUAUUACACAUGGUUUGAUUCCACCUCCAGCUGAAUUUUCAGUCAACAUGAAGAACGGUGAGCCCACUAGAGGAUGGGCAAUGACAUCGGAAUGCUCCAAUUACUUAUGGUGUUCAUAUGAUAUAAUUGGGGGAGGUAAAAACCCAAGUAUCCCACAAGGAAGUGUCAUUUCUUUCCACGAAAAUGACAUUAAAAAAUGGGAUUAUCUAGGGCGCUUGUGGGUCAAUUAUUUCAAUAUUGGUUAUUUAGGUAGCUCAGAUCACGGAUAUAUUGAAGGUGAUGCCUAUGAUGAGCUUGGAUUGGAUGAUUUGGAUGUUUUCAAGAUGAAACAUGACGAAGAAGAUGAAGAUGUUGAUCUUUCACUUCUAGACGACUCGGGCCUUGAUGGUAUCUCAGGUGAUGAACUACCAUCUGAAAGUGAGUCUGACUUUACCUCUUAUGUUGAGAGAGAGAAGAAAAAGCCAGAUCUUUCAAGAGGGAAAGCUAAUAUGAAGCCAAAAAUAAUAGAUGAUGAUCAGGAUGAUUCUGAUGUGUUAAGCAUUGUGGAUGAAGAACAUGGUAUCACAAAAGAGUUUAAGGAAGAUUUUGGGGGGAGAUACUGAUGAAUUCCUGAUGAAUUCCUUAUAAACUGUUCAUUUAUACUACAACUCCAUGCUCAAUGCCUGUUUUAUUUAUGUCAAUGGUUAUUUUUGACAGUCUUUAAAUUUCAAGUUUAGUGACUUGUAUACAAUUUCUUUUUUCCUUGUUUUUCCACCCUUGCCUUCCUUUCCUUAGUUGCAUUUUUCUACGUAACGAUUCUGUAAAUUAUCCUGGAAAUUAUUAAUUAUUAUAUUAUUAUAUAGUUGACCUAUU